AUGUCUAUGCAAGGAAUAAUAUUAUCUGUAGUUAUUUUACUAUUUGCUUAUGGUAUUCAUUAUUGUUGGUUAUUAUUACCUAUUAUUAAUGGAUAUGGAGCUAAAUACAUGUGUUCAUCAAUAUUUAUAGUUGGUUAUAGUGAACGACAACAACGUACCGAAGAUCUUGAUAUGUUUCCUAUGAAAUAUGUAACAUUUACUGUAAAUACCAAUGAUUUAUCAGUAAGUGCUUCUCUAUUUAGAUUUGCUCAACGUAAAGCUAUUUAUCGCAAUGGACUCGGUGCAAUAUUGAUUAGUGAAUUAACAGAAGAUCAAAUUCAUGCACAAACAUUCAAUAAACCUAUAUCACCCGAUAUAAAUCAAGAUAAUAUACCAUGGUCUAUGGAUAAUAAACUAGAUGAUGAUGACUGUUUUCCAUCAAAUAUCAAUCAAACACUAUUGCAAGGUGCAAUAAACAAUUUGUUUAUUGAAAGAGAUCCAACUAAACUUAUACGUACACGCGCUAUAGUUAUUUCGUACGAUGUAAAAUUGAUUGCAGAAUAA
Rotaria sordida is the source of this 543-nucleotide messenger RNA. NCBI's taxonomy places the organism in Eukaryota, Metazoa, Rotifera, Eurotatoria, Philodinida, Philodinidae. The record is from the annotation of a GenBank genome assembly.